AUCGGAGCUGCGAAACCCUAAAAAAUGCCAGCAAGUGAAAUCUAGCUCACUGUCACUGCCACGGCGCAAUUCCCUCUGCAGACUUCGCGGCAAGACUCAUCGCAGUUUGGGUUCGCUAGCCGCAGUUGGAUUCUUUCUCGCACCGGAGACGAUAAGAGCCUUUCGCCUGGUAAUAGUCCUUUUAUACAUCUUCUUAGAGUUCCCCAGAACUGAAAUUCUCUGUAGCUAUGAACUACGAGUUAGGGAAAGCGAGAAAAAGGCGCCGAGGGGCUAUGAACCACAGCAGAACUUGCUGCGAGUUGGGGAAAGCUAGGAGAUGGCGCCGAGGGGCUAUGAACCACAACAGAACUGGCUGGGAGUUGGGGAAAGCUUGGAAAAGGCUACAUGAAGAAGAAGAAGAAGAAGAAGAAGAAGAAGAAGAGACUAGUACUGGUAGUACAACUGACAGGAUAAGCAAUCUUCCAGAACCCAUUAUUUGUCACAUCCUUUCGUUUCUCGACAUCCAGUCUGCCGUGCAAACCUGCGUAUUGUCGCGAGCAUGGAGAUCUGCUUGGAAACAUGUCCCUGUUCUCGAUCUCCGUAGCGAAUCCUUCCGAGAUUAUCCGAGUUUUCAGCGGUUCGUGGAUAGAAUUUUGUCACUCCGCUAUCCCGUCAGUGUCCAGAAGAUGACCUACAUCGCCCAUGGAAAUCGGACGGAACAGGACGAUAGUCAAUUUGGCAGGGUUGUUGAAUAUGCCUUGCACCAUGAUACUCAACAUUUGGCAUUCUACGUGGGUGAUGGAAUUGGUUACGGUAUCGGUUGCAGAUUCUCGAAUUUGUUCGGCUCGAUGUCGAAUUGCAAUCUCAGAACUCUUGAGCUGUGUUGGGUCACCAUCGAUGGCAGAUUUUGGUCUUUUGGGUUUCCGAGGCUGAACACUUUGGUGUUGGAUUGGUGCCCGCUGUCUUUUGAGCAGGAGGACCUCGAUCCAUUUUCCAACUUCCCGUGUCUCCAGAGUUUGUCUUUGACUAGUUGCCACCCCAAGAAGGUUCCACGUCACAUGCGUGAAAGGAGUUUCAAGAUUUCCGGGCUCGAAUUGCUCAGCCUGAGGCUCGAAAGUACGGAGUUUCACAAGGUUGAGAUAGUUGCACCGAAACUCAAGUCGCUGUAUCUUAGGGGAGGUGUGGAGCAAUGCUCAGUGUUCUCAGAGCUAACUCUUCCUUCCCUCGUUCAUGCUGAUGUUCUUGUCUAUCCGGCUUCCAUUUUCAACCAUGAGAGAUUUGUGGAGCGACAUUUGUUCUCCUUGUUCCAAGCUUUGGGUAAUGCAAACUCUCUGACGCUGGGUUCUAAUACCAUCAAGGUGCUGAGUGGUUUGGAGGAUGAGCUUCUGGAACAACUACCCUCUCCCUUUACGAGAUUGAAGCUUCUGAAUGUGCAGUCAAGCAGCAUACCUUACAGAGUGGCUGAUUACUUUCUCAAAGGAUCUUCUUGUGCAGAACCAAAAGUUGAUGUUUUGUAGAUGUAGUAGUCAAUUUGCCCUUUGCCUUUCAUUUUUUGUCUGUUUGAACGCAAGUGGACGGUCUUUCGUUACGUUCAGGGCAUCUAGGAAGAAUCAAACCUCUAGGGAACUGGGUUGCUAUUCCUUUUAUCAGGUUCUUCUGAAUCACAUUGAUGCAUAUAUCGUCUUCACUCUGUCCUUAAGUAUCAAUUGACUUGGGUAGAUUACUAUACAUGUCUCAUGGUAUGUUUCUUAUCUUCAUG
Molecule: messenger RNA, 1738 nt
Organism: Linum tenue
Lineage: Eukaryota; Viridiplantae; Streptophyta; Magnoliopsida; Malpighiales; Linaceae
Source: the annotation of a GenBank genome assembly